AUGACGAGUGAUGUGUUGGGAGUAUCAAGUGCGAUCGAAUCGUUGUUAAAAGUGAACGAUAGUUGGGUUAGUGAUGAGCAACAUGAUAAUGGAAGUAGUGUUGGUAUUGGAACUGGAGGAAACAACGGUAGCAUUAUCGAUAAUGCUGAUGAGCAAUUGAUUUCUUUAGAUGAUUUUAUUAGAGAAGCGUUGCCUCAACAUCUGCAUAAACUUUUCCUUGAUAGUUUUUACAACAUUGGACAAAAUGGUGUCCUAAUUUCUCCUACGACUUCUAGUGGAGCCCAGAAUCCUCAUUUUACCUUACCGAUGUUGCCGAGUAACGCUCCACUACUUCCGCCUUCAAGUUCCUAUACAUUUUCUUCAUGGUCGUUUGUUCAGGGAUUGGUUGCGGGACAACUAAGUGUGAUUAUGGUACUUAUAUUCUUCAUUAAGUUCUUUAUAUUCAGCGAUGGGCCGUCUAAAAGAAGUGGAGAAACUCCACAGAAUUCAGGGUCGAAUAUUAACCCGGGCAUCGCUGGUCCACAACUUUUAUCUUUGACAACUAGUCGUUUCUUGUCGACCAUUAUCAAGCGAGGGGGAAAGGAUGGGUCGGAUUUUAUUGACGACAAAGAAAACGAAUGCUCUAGGCAGAUCAAUACUAUACUUGAAAAGACCUACUAUACCGUUGAAACGCAUUCUCCAGAGUCAUUAGAUUGGUUUAAUGUCCUUAUUGCUCAAAUGAUUGACCAAUUUCGUGAGGAGGCAUUAAGGAAAGAUAAUAUCAUUCAUUCGUUAAAUGACUACAUCUCCAGAAAAUCUGAUGAGUUGCCUCAGUAUCUGGAUUCUAUAAAAAUCACUGAACUCGAUAUAGGUGAUGAUUUCCCUAUUUUCUCUAAUUGUAGGAUUCAAUACUCUCCAAAUCUCAACAAAAAGAGAUUGGAAGCUAAAAUCGAUAUUGAUCUCAGUGAUAGACUUGCAUUGGGCAUUGAGACCAGGCUUUUGAUGAAUUACCCUAAGCCGCUAACUGCUUCCUUACCUGUUCAACUAACAGUGUCUAUGGUUAGGUUUCAAGCUUGUUUGACCGUAUCUUUGACUACUGCAGAGGAGUUUGUGCCAACCGUGACCGAUUCAUCCGAUAGAGAUGAAGAAUCAGAAGAAGAUGGUCAUUAUUUGGUAUUUUCUUUUUCCCCUGAUUAUCGAAUGGAAUUUGAUAUUAAGUCUCUGAUCGGUUCUAGGUCAAAAUUGGAAAACAUCCCAAAGAUAAGUAGUUUGCUUCAGGAUCAAAUCAACAAGUGGUUUAUGGAUAGAUGUGUUGAACCAAGAUUUCAAUUUGUUAAACUUCCUAGUUUGUGGCCUAGAAGUAAGAAUACAAGAGAAGAAAAAACGGAGUUGCAGGAUGAUGAUCCUGUAAAAAACUCUGAAUAA
This is a messenger RNA of Eremothecium cymbalariae DBVPG#7215, 1404 nucleotides long. RefSeq names its product ERMES complex subunit MMM1 (gene MMM1). Gene Ontology annotation, biological process: mitochondrion organization. The record is from RefSeq and is a predicted model, not a curated record. Gene Ontology annotation, molecular function: lipid binding. Gene Ontology annotation, cellular component: ERMES complex. Bases 1 to 1404 code for a protein of 467 amino acids. The transcript has a single exon. Lineage: Eukaryota; Fungi; Ascomycota; Saccharomycetes; Saccharomycetales; Saccharomycetaceae.